GAGAGAGAGACAGAGAGAGACAGAGAGAGUCUAGCAGGAUCUUGUUUUGUGUAGCUGCUAGUUCAGCACUGUAAGCUGCAGUCUCUGUACCACUUCGCUGUACCGAGGGUUUUGGCCAUGCUGUUUGCUCUGCCCAGGCUCGCUGUGUUUAUCUCUGCAGUGCUGUUCAAUGGUGUUGUAGUCUGGGCAAGUACACACACGGAGCUUGAUCCAGGGUUUCUCCAGUGUCAAGAGUGUUUUUUCAGAGGCACACCUCCACAAUCACUGUCUGAGCUGGGUUUGGAGCAGAGGUGUCACAGACAUCUGACCGCACGGCCUUUUGCAUCUCUCUAUAACAGCGACUGCCAGACCACCGUUUAUACAGCCCUUCACCUCGGUCUGAAUAAUGGAUGGGGCAGGGGAGUGCACAGCACGCAGGAUGCCAAAGAAGAAAUCAAUGAGGAUUCCCAUGUGGCCAUCCCAGCUCUUUACAGAGGAACCACCAGCCUGACCCCAUCUCCCUCAAACUCCCCUCUCCUGAAAUGGGAUGCUCUGACGGCACAGCUGACACAGAGCUCUCUCGUACCGAUGUGUUCAGAGAUGAGCGGGGACAUUUAUGUGCAUAUUGGUGUGGGUGGGUUUAACGAGUGUGGGGGGAAACUAUUGUGGUCAGCAGUGUGUUGUGCUGCUUCAGAUGGAGAUGGUAGUUUCAGUGUUGGGCUAGUGAAGGAGGGGGAUGUGAGAGUGCUCAGCAUUGAGGAGUUAGAGGAGCUGAUAGGAGUUACAAGCCUUUUUUCAGGAGGUUGUGGUAAAAUGGGACAUCAGAGAGAAAAAGAACUGACAUCGUUCUUCAUAAAGCAACUGAAUGACAACAAAACACCCAUUGGCGUACAUAACACUCAGGAAGCAGCAACACCAGAAUCAGAUAACGAGGACAUGAUAGAGCAUGUGAAUGGCGAAGCCCCAAGCUACACUUCCUUCAGCUCAGACAUGGACAUUGAGGAGAGCACCAAUGAGACUGAGAGCUCAGAGUCGGCUCUUCUCUACAUUCUGUCUUCCACCAUCUCUCUCCUUUAUGCCCCCUUUUCUCCGAUCGUAAACAAGGCCAUUAACUUUCCCUUCCAGGUCGCCUACGUUCUUCAGGAAGAUCUGGCCGUUCUGGCCUCGGUGCCUGUUGACAGCUUCACUUUGGUCAACAACUUGUGCUCAGGAGUGUCUUCUGGGGUUUCAUGCAUUUUUAGCACCUUGUACCAGACAGGAGAAACAAUCGUGUGCACGGUUUACUUUUGCCUCAGUCCAUUAGUCAGCAGCCUUGCCCUGGCAUUCCAGGAUGGAUUCAUAGGGACGGGCACUCUGGUGUCGGAUGCCUUGGGGGUCAUGACGGGAACGGUUGGGAAUGGGUUCAGGAUCAUCAAGAUGGUUCUUGGGUCAGUUGGGGAUCAGGUGGUAGAUUACUUGUGUGCCGUAUCCUCUGAAAUGGGCCACCAGGUCUCAACAGUAGGUAGUGGGAUUGGAACACUUACCUGGAGAAGUGGAAGAGGGGUGGGAAACCUAUUAAACAUCGCUGUGUCCGUCAUAGGCGGACUGGUGGAGAAUACAAUAACCAAUGUCCUGGAAGCUUUUGGAGGGAGCUCAGGGGGAUCAUCCGAAUCGCAAAUGCCUGAAUUGCUGACAUCUGAAGUGGUUGGUGAAUAGAUUCAAAAGUGUGUAAUGCCUCUGUUAGAAACCUUAUUUGCAUAUUACACCACAAAUAGAGUCCAAGAGUUCCCACCCACUUUUUUAGCAGUGUUGGUUCUGGAAGUAUUUUUCCCAUUCACUUUUCUCAAUUGGGAUUUGUAACAAAGCAAACAAGGUAAAUCACAACAUUACAAAAUUUGAUUAAAGCAAAAGUCUUUAAAAAUCUAACAAAAAGACAACUCCAUUUGCAUUGCAAUAUAAUUGACAAAACUAUAUAUAUAUAUAUAUAUAUAUAUAUAUAUAUAUAUCAAGAGUCAAGAGUUUUGUCAAGAGUUGGUGCAAUUUGCUUGUUUCGAUUCUCUGAUUGGUGGAGAUCAGGGUAAUGUUUUUAACACAAAUUAAAAAAAAAUUGAAAUAAUGCUGACCAAAGGUUUUUACAAAAGAACAUCUAUAAGCAACCUCGUAGCUCAAAGUAGGUCUAUCUUAUUGUUAAAAAAUCAAUUCCCUGGUGAAAUUGAAUGGGAUUUUUUACUGCCAGAACCCAACUGUCACUAUAUAGUGUCUUGUGGACUUGACAAUAAAUAUUGACCAUGGCUUGUGAAUAUAAAUUAUGAAACCUCUAUAUUGCUGUCUGCCUUUAAAAGGAGGAAUGAAUGGUGCAAUGCAGGGUGAUUUGAUGAUCCCAUUUCAAGGUGUUGAGCAAUGUUUAUUAAGUGACAAACAAGUGAUGUAAGUGUGUGAGAUGUUUAUGUCAUUUAAUCUGACAUACAAAGGCCUUGCUGUGUCAUGGUUUAUAUGCUGCAAUAAAACAACUUCUGUGUGA
Pimephales promelas (fathead minnow) is the source of this 2479-nucleotide messenger RNA. RefSeq lists its product as uncharacterized. NCBI's taxonomy places the organism in Eukaryota, Metazoa, Chordata, Actinopteri, Cypriniformes, Leuciscidae. The record is from RefSeq and is a predicted model, not a curated record.